Stylonychia lemnae is the source of this 4281-nucleotide messenger RNA. The record is from the annotation of a GenBank genome assembly. NCBI's taxonomy places the organism in Eukaryota, Ciliophora, Spirotrichea, Sporadotrichida, Oxytrichidae.
AUGGUAAUUUUACAAGCAGAGUUGACUUAGGAUAUCUCUCUUGAAGACGGACAGAACUAUCAGCUGUAUAUACCCUACGGAGAAAUUCGAGCAUUCAAGUACACUAUUCCCGCUAGACUACAUGAAGGCUAAUCAAUCCUUGUUAGAGCUGCCUCAAUGAGACAACUCCCGAAGGACUUCAACUUGCUAGUUUAACCUAUGGAUCCAUAGUAUAGGAGUGAGGCAUUCCAACUGAAGGGCCGGGAAGUCUGGAAGCGCGGCUAAGUUGUGAUGAUAAUGCUGGGAGAUAGUUAGGGAUAUUGUGCUGGAUGUGAGGUGCAGGUGGUGAUUGAGUCUGGCGAGUCUGCCUACUUCUAAGUAUCGGCAGAGACCGAGGAGGAAGUAGCGGAAGUACAUGAGAAUAUGAUUCGGAAUGACCUGGUGUUUGAAAACAAGACUAAGUGUUUCCUCUACUUUGUGAGGUCAGACUUGACUGAUUUGAUGAUCAAAAUUGCUACAUUCCAAGGAAGAGUUAACUUGUUUGUAUCUUCGUACAAUGACAAUAGCUAAAAAACUACUCUCAAAAUUUCAAGAUUCAAUCUUACUUAAGUUAUCUCUAAUAUUACUCCUGAUUAAAGAAAACAAAGGCUUUUGAAUCCCUAAGGAUAUUACCAAGUUUGUCUGGAGAAGAAUGGAUUCUAAGAAGAGUUUUAAUUACUAUCAAAGAGUUACAAUCUUCAUAUUUAUGAAAUGUCUCAAUGGAUAAACCUUUAUUAAAAUUAUAAAAUUGAGGUUAAACUUCUGCCAAUUACAGAAGGAGCUAAAAAUAUUGAAAUUGGUUUGAAGUUCUGCUAUAACAAACUUGAGAAAAUUUGUUUAGCCAAUAUAGAAUCUUAACUUGAAAUUUUUCAACCUGAUGAAUUAGGUUUUAAAUUAGAAUAGCUUUCAGGCUAGUUAUUAAAGUCUGAGAUAUAAUACUAGAAUGGUACUUGCUAAAUAUCUUAAUUAGGAGAAAGCUGCUUUUAUCUAAUUUUGAUAAGAAACAAUUAGAAUCAAUCAAUACGAUACCAAAUAGAAGUCAAUACCUUCUAGCAAUCAUAUAUUAAUCUAUAUGAAGAAACAUUAGCACAAGGUGAAGUAGAUCUAUAUAGUUAUCAAUAUUAUUUGUUCAGAAUUUAUGAUAUAAAUAACGAUAUAGAAGCUAUUGAAAUCAAACUAGAUAAAAUGCACGGAGAGUCUACUUUAAUCGUUUCGCUUGAUGAAGCUUUCCCAAAAAUUGGUUCUAAUAAUUCUUUUUCGUUGAAUAUCUCUGAUAAUUAAAGUGACAUACUUGAAAUAAGGAGAGACAAUUAAUCUAAAGGGUAGAAUGCAUAUUACUUUAUAAUGACAAUACCAAAUGAAUGGGCAAUGCUUAAAGAGAUAUAAGAUGAUGGCACGAUGAUAUAUAAAAAAGAAGAUAUCAAUUUUAAAAUUGAAUGGAGGCUAGAGGAAUACGAUUAUCACUUAAAUUAAAACCAACUUAUCAAUCUAGAACAAAAGUAUGAUAAAUUAGUAGGAUUCAAGCAUUACUUAUUGAAAAAGAACUAAGAUAUUUAGAUUUAAAUUUAGUCUUAGCAUUUAUCAGACCUUGGUAUGUUGGUUAAGAUUCAAUCUAUCCCAUAAUCCUAUAUGUAUGACUUUGAUCUUAAUGAUGCUUUAAUUGUGGAUAAUUUAGCGAUCUUGACAGUUCCAAGUUCAUUUUUCAGCCAAGUUUAUGAAACAUGUGCAGAUCUAAGCUAUUCUUCAAAUUAAGCCUGUUAUCUUUAUAUUUCAAUAUACGUUCAAAAUGGUCCAGAAUGCUUAUAUAGCAUUUAACUAAAUUACUUGAGUAAAUAAAUUCAAGAAGUUAAACCUGGAUUACUUACGAUUCACUAGAUAAAGCCUAAUUAAGUCUCAUUUUACUAUAUGAGAAUCCCCAAGUCAAUGAAGGGACCAAUUAUGAUUUAAGUUAAGAAGUUGGAUGGCCCUCUUUUUCUAAAGUUGAGCAAAUCAAAACUACCCGUUGGAGAUUACUCUACUCUAACUGAAUCAACUUACUCUUUAAUGAUUUAAUCUAGCAUAGUUGAACUAACUAAUAAAGGAGCAACUUUACCUCUACAAUCUGGUCAGUUUACUUACCUAGUUUAUCUUGAUCAAAUGUAGACAUCCAAGAUUAGACUCAAUGUAGAAUCUUAGAACUCUUCCCUCAUUGAAAUAUAUGCUAAUAAGGGAUUACUUUAACCCUCCAGGACUGACUUUGAUUUUAGGAAAGAAUUUGAUUAAUAAAAUUUCUUAGAAAUAAGUAUUAGUUCACCCUAUUUUUAAGAGAACAAUCUUACUUAGAUGUAAAACAUAACUUCUCUCUCAUCAGAGGAGGAAUCUUAAAUAGUGAUUUUAAAAUAAGAUAGAAACUAUUGCAUUAAUUGCAUAAUAUUCUUGCUAGUUUGCACUUAUGAACAAAAAACUUAAUUCUAAAUAAAAAUUAGUAAUCUCGAAAAUGCUCAAAAAUAAUUAUAUUUCCUAAGUAUUGGAGAAAUAAGAAGAAUUGAGCUAUAAGGUAAAGAAACUAAGAAAAUUAAUGUAUUUAUAAUUGAAAACAUUGAUCCUAUAUCAAUUACAACCACAAUUUUAUCUGGAUCUAUUAAUCUUUACAUUUCUUUGACACCAGACAUCAACAAUGCUAAUUAUGUUUACUCAAAUCCAAAUAUUGUCAAAUUCAACCAGAGUCAAUUUAUUACAGGAAAGCUAUACUAUCUAAUUGUUUAAUCUAAUAGCGAAUACUCAUAACUUACAAUUUAGAUGACUUAAAAUAUAAAAAUUACCAGUCUUUAAUAAAAUCUUCCAUAGGUUGUGAAUUUCAGUAGCUUUAAUGACAAUAAAAAAUUAUUCACGUACAAAUUACCAUCUGGAAAUGCUUAAAUACAGAUCAAUAUAAAGACGAGAACAAAAGGAUUUUAUCCUACUAUAUAUUACUCUAUUGUAAAUCAAAGUAUCACCUAGAAGGGAAUAUUCCCUCCAGAUGAAUAACUAGAUAACAGCAAGCUGACAAUUAAGGAUUGGGACAAAAAUAUCUAUCAGCUAGAUAUCUCUUUCGAGCUGGAAAAUUCUUUGCCAAAUCAGAUUUUAGCAAUGUCUGUCAUUUACUAUAAUGAAAAUUUGACAUAUCCAGAUGAAAAAACAGAUCUGAAGCUAAUUGAGAAUCUAAGAAGUGAUGCUUAGAUUAUAAUUACUAUUUCUGAUUCAAGUAUUCAUAAAAUAUUGCCAUCUACAGAAUAUACUUUUGCUUUCAAAGAUUUAAAACCAUUGAUUUUCAAAGUCUCAUUUUCUACUAACUCAACAUUAAUAAUAAAACUUUCAGACUGCAAAGGACAGUCGUAAUUUUCAUUGAUAAAGAAUUUGCAAGAUCUUAAUACUAAGAGAAUCAACUUAACGAUUACUGAGGAGUACGGUUAUAAAGUUGCAGUUAUCAGCAAUUUAACAAGAGAGUACUUUAUUGUUGUUGAGCCAUUCCAAGUCCUCGAUAGGUCUCAAAAACUAGAAACUGAGUUUAUGAUAUUUUAUGAAGUCACUGAAUCAUAACAAAAAAUGAAAGAAAUCUAAAGCAAUUACAUUGCAGAAAACUUUGGAUAAAUAUAAUAUGAGCAGCAGAAAGAUUCAUAAGGAUCAAUAAAACUAAGCUGGGGUGAUCUUUACACUAAGCAAGUUGGAUAAGAUUCACAAAGAAUCAAUGGAGUUAAAUAUAAACUUAUCAAGACUAAUGACUUAUCAGUACAGCUAGGGCAUAUUUGUGCUGUUAAGCAUUUAAAAGAGUUUAAGAUACUCAUAGACGAAAGCGAGGGAGUUAAUACAUUUAUAGAUGAAGAAUUAUCUGAUGAAACUGUACAAUAUAACGUAUUUGCUAUGCUUGAUGAAUAAUCAAUAUCAUUUCCAUAUAAGCCUAUCCUUGUAAAGAAGUAGGAUUUUGCUAUCUAGGAUUAAUCCCAAUUUUUAGUCCUAGCUAUUUGCAUAGUAUUGCUUUUAUUAGUCACAGCUAUUGCAAUUGCGAUUUAUUUUUACUUUAUUACAAAAAUACUCAAGAAUAGACUUAGCUCCAAAUAUGAAACUAAACAGUUACCAUAGCAAACUGAAAUUACUAAUCCAAAUAACAAUACUCAUUUGGGAGAAAUUUCUAGUGAUGUUAUUUUUCCUGAUGUUGCAAACUUGAAUUUGAACUUUGAUUAGUAGCCAGGAGAAAUUAAAGCCUUCAGAAAAAUAAAGGAGGAUGAAAAUAUUGAAUUUGAAUGA